AUGCCCGCUCGUAAAGGCGGAAAGAUCAUCUUGAACCCGCCUACCCAAACAGAAAUCGUCGAAGACGAGACGAUAGAAGACGACGAGAAUAUCUGGUCACCACUCCAGGUCGCCUCGCGCGAUGGCAACCUCGAAGAAGCGCGCAAAUUGAUUGAAUCAUUGACAUCAGAUGAAAGUAAAAAACAUAUUAUCAACGAGUCACCGCACGGCUGGUACGGCCAGACAGCAUUACAAUCCGCCUGUGCCAAUGGACAUUUAGCUAUCGUCAAUCUACUACUGGAUGCCGGUGCCGAAGUUGAUGCCCCAGGCGGAAAUAAUGGUGGGCGUACCGCCUUGACCCUUGCUGCCAUCAACGGUCAUCUACCCAUCGUUGAGCGGCUAGUCGAGGCGGGKGCUAAUGUGAAUAUUCCCCCACACAAAUAUUAUGGCAGGACGCCUUUACAGGGUGCUGCUGAGCAUGGACAUGUCGAAAUUGUCAAUUUUCUCAUCAGCAAAGGAGCAGAUAUCAAUGCUCCCGUCGCAAAUAAUGCUGGUGUUACAGUUUUGACGGGUGCAGCUUCAGGCGGACAUGUUGCCUUGAUUGACAUGCUAACCGAGAAGGGAGCCAACGUGAACCCCCCGUUGAUGCGAUAUAAGGGUCUGACUCCUCUUCAGGCAGCUGCUUAUCAUGGUCAUAUGAAUGCAGUGGAAAGGCUACUCCAGGCCGGCGCUGAUGUCAAUGCAGAAGGGUGUCGCUACAAUGGUUAUACAGCGCUUGCGGCGGCUGCUGAGCAGGGACAUGCUGAUAUUGUUGAAAGGCUGCUUGAUGCUGGGGCUGAUGUCCUGCAGACAUCUGGAAAUAAGCAUUGGACAGCAUAUCAGUGUGCAUACUUUGUUGGCCAGCAGGAUAUUGCGGAGCGUUUAUGGAAAUUGGAGAGAAAUAAAGCUCCAUCCUAA
Molecule: messenger RNA, 936 nt
Organism: Talaromyces amestolkiae
Lineage: Eukaryota; Fungi; Ascomycota; Eurotiomycetes; Eurotiales; Trichocomaceae
Exons: 1
Coding region: 1-936 (311 amino acids)
Cellular component (GO): cytoplasm; nucleus
Molecular function (GO): protein binding
Source: RefSeq, a predicted model, not a curated record